AAUCAAAGCAAGAUGGCCGCCAACGAGGGGUGAAAAUUUUUAAAUACUAGAGUUCGUUUUGAAUUUUAAGAUUUUUCUCACUUCGUUUCAUUAUGGUGCAAAUAAUCCUGAAUUAGUAAGUAUUUUUUUGUUAAGGAUUUUGAUUGUUUCAGCCGUGUGAAAUGGUCUUUUGCCAAAGUUUUGAAGCAUUUCAAAAAAUAUAUAGUGUGUGACAGUGUCCUUGUGUUCGUUUUAGCAAUCCAGCCGAGAAAGAUUGGAUGAUAGUUGAGCUACAAGGUAUACUUGAAAGUAGUCAAACAGGGGGAUAUAAUGGACUGCCAAUUGGAGAUCUACAUUUUGAUGAAAAAGUAAGUUACAUUCAAAUUUGUUUUAAUAUGUAUAUUAGUAUAUAUCUGUUUGAAAUCAACAAUAUCAAUUUGAUGUAUAUCACUCGAAUUACAUUCAAUUCAACAUAUGCAAAAAUUUGAAACAGGCCUAAAAAAUUUUCUUGCAUUGGAUAGACUACAGAGUAAUAAAAAUGAAACGUAUGGUGCACUUGGGAACAUUAGAAGAUCAAUGUGUUAAUUAUUUAGGGACAGCCAUUGCUGAUUAUUGGCCAUCACUUAUUAAGUGGCAAGGUUGUAACACUUGAGAAACCAUUUGCCGUGCUUAAGAAGUUAAAGAUAGUUGACGAGGAAUCUGAGUCCACCUCCACUGAAUACACUGUUCAAGCUUUAGUAAGAAAGAAGAUUAUAUUCAAGACUCGUCCUAAACCAAUUAUUGUAAAAAAGAACAGUGAAAAAUAAGGUACUUAUUUGCAACUACUAGUAAAAGAGUGUAUGAAAAUUAAACGUGCAGAAAUUGAUAAAGUAGUGUGGGUACUGGCUUGUAAAUUAGUGUAUACUAGGCACAUCAUAUAAAAUUAUCUGGUAUUGGUUUAUUCCAGAAAACAUCCAUACCUACCUCACAGAGGAAAUUGGAAGUAAAGUUAAUCCCCUACCCUCUUCAGAU
Messenger RNA from Paramuricea clavata, 990 nucleotides. Lineage: Eukaryota; Metazoa; Cnidaria; Anthozoa; Malacalcyonacea; Plexauridae. The record is from the annotation of a GenBank genome assembly.